AUGAUCGUGGAGGAUUGGGUAAAAUUGAAAAAUACAGAAGAGAGAAGUAUAAUGAUCCGUAGAGCACAGAGUGCACGUAUAAUUAUUACAUUCGCAUACUGCAUAAUGGGAAUAGGAUGCUUUUUUCUUAUCGUUCUACCUAGCUUUGGAAUAUCAAUGAGAGACACUACCAACAUUACUGACCCAGGCAGACCAAUGCCUCUACAAACUUAUUACAUUUACGAUGUAACAAAAAGUCCACAAUACGAACUGACAUUUAUUAGUCAAUCUAUUUAUAUCAUUAUUGCCAUGAUGUCUUAUAGUGGAAUCGAUAAUUUUCUCGGGCUGUUGGUUUUCCAUAUAUGUGGUCAAUUAGAUAUUCUGAAGAAUCGUUUAACAAAUUUGGAUAAAUGUAAAAAUUCUCAUAAAAUACUAAAUAAUUGUAUAACAAGACACAGACGCUUACUUAGAGUCAUUGACAUUAUUGAAGAUACAUAUAAUGUAAUACUUCUCUUUUUAUUUGUAUAUUUUGCCAUUCUUUUCGCUUUUUACGGUUUUCGGAUAAUUACAUUAUUUGAUGAAGGAAAUAAUAUAUCAUUCUCUCACUUGGUAUAUUUUGCAUCCACCGUAAUCAAUAUAUUUGCACAUAUGUGCCUAUAUUGCGCUCUUGGUGAGAUUUUAGUUGCCCAGUGCAAUAAAAUAUAUUACGCAGCGUACACUAAAUGGUACAUCAUGAAUUCUAAAGAAACACAAAACUUGUUGAUUUUAAUGAUCAGAGGUUCUAAACCGGUUUAUCUUACUGCUGGAAAGGUAUUCCCUGUAACAAUGGCAACGUUUUGCAGUUUAGUAAAAACGUCAGUUGGCUAUAUAUCCGUCUUACAUACAACGAGAAAUUAA
Atta colombica is the source of this 876-nucleotide messenger RNA. RefSeq names its product odorant receptor 7a-like. Gene Ontology annotation, biological process: sensory perception of smell; detection of chemical stimulus involved in sensory perception of smell. The coding region runs from base 1 to 876 and encodes 291 amino acids. Gene Ontology annotation, cellular component: plasma membrane. The record is from RefSeq and is a predicted model, not a curated record. Gene Ontology annotation, molecular function: odorant binding; olfactory receptor activity. The transcript is spliced from 5 exons. Lineage: Eukaryota; Metazoa; Arthropoda; Insecta; Hymenoptera; Formicidae.